GAAGAUCGGUGCAUGUUUUUCACUGAAAUUUCAGAGAGCUCCACUGAUUCAAAAGAAAAGAUGUGCAAGAGGAAAGCCACAGGUGAUGGAAAAGCAUCACCAGCAAAGAAACUGAAGAGCCUGGACCAGGAGGAGAUCAAAUGCAGCGCCAAAGAAUUAGAGGCUGCAAAAAUCUGUGAAUUUAAAGCCAAAUAUGUGGAGCUGCACAAGCUUGGAAAAGGAGGGUGUGGAACAGUGUUUGCCGGCUACAGGAAAGAAGAUAAUUUUCCAGUCGCUAUCAAACACAUUCCAGAGAUGAAUGUCCCCUGCAAAGUAAAGGCUGAGAACGGGAAGCAAAUCCCCAUGGAAGUGGCUGCUAUGCUCAAACUUGCAGCUGGAACACCAGGAUCAUCAGCCACCGUGUCCUUGCUGGACUGGUUCGAUUUGCCCAAGGAGCUGAUCCUGGUGAUGGAGAGACCUGUCCCUGCUGUGAACUUAGAGCAAUACAUAGAGGAAUAUGCAUAUACUAUAACAGAGGAGACAGCCAAGGUCAUUCUGAAACAACUGAUUGAGGCGGCAAAAGAGCUCGAGGAUAAAAACAUCUUUCACCGGGACCUCAAGACUGAGAACAUUCUGAUUGAGACCGGCUCCGAUGUGCCUCGUGUUCGCCUCAUUGACUUUGGAGUGAGCUGCUUUUGUAAUGAACGCUCACGGUACACCGUUUUUUCUGGCACACCUGCUUACUCCCCUCCAGAGUGGAUGAUCCACGAGUACUAUAGGCCUGGACCCACCACAGUGUGGCAGCUGGGAACGGUGUUGUAUAAAACACUCCAUGCAGGAGCCUUCUUUGAUACACUAUAUGUCCUUGAAGGGAGCUUAGAAAUUAGCGAGAGGCUGUCUGAAAACUGCCAGGAUUUCUUGAAAAUGUGUUUCAACCUGGACCCCAAAAGACGCCCGAAACUGAAGGACCUCCUGCGUCAUCGAUGGUUCAGAUGAACUGUCUCACACACACACUCACACACAA
Molecule: messenger RNA, 1003 nt
Organism: Archocentrus centrarchus (flier cichlid)
Lineage: Eukaryota; Metazoa; Chordata; Actinopteri; Cichliformes; Cichlidae
Product: serine/threonine-protein kinase pim-1-like
Exons: 7
Coding region: 13-975 (320 amino acids)
Biological process (GO): regulation of mitotic cell cycle; negative regulation of apoptotic process; protein autophosphorylation
Cellular component (GO): cytoplasm
Molecular function (GO): ATP binding; protein serine/threonine kinase activity
Source: RefSeq, a predicted model, not a curated record